Messenger RNA from Xyrauchen texanus (razorback sucker), 2250 nucleotides. RefSeq names its product tyrosine 3-monooxygenase/tryptophan 5-monooxygenase activation protein, theta polypeptide b (gene ywhaqb). Gene Ontology annotation, cellular component: cytoplasm. Gene Ontology annotation, biological process: signal transduction. Bases 202 to 939 code for a protein of 245 amino acids. Lineage: Eukaryota; Metazoa; Chordata; Actinopteri; Cypriniformes; Catostomidae. The transcript is spliced from 6 exons. The record is from RefSeq and is a predicted model, not a curated record.
CGGCGUCCUUCACGAACACUUUCGAUUGUCUUUUUCGACUACAUUUUCCCCCUAACCAUCCAUGCUCAUAGGCUUCACUCCGGAGUCAACCAUUGAUUGAGAGCCUCUCUAAGGAUUAAUCAGUGGUUCAUUCCUGUCCUUUGAUCAUUCAAGUGUCCCAAAGAUCUAGAAACUCUCACAGACUUAAAGAAAAGCGGCAGGAUGGACAGACCAGAGCUCAUCCAGAAGGCGAAACUGGCCGAGCAGGCAGAGCGCUAUGACGAUAUGGCUGCCUGUAUGAAGUCAGUGACCGAGGCUGGCAUUGAGCUGUCCAACGAGGAGAGAAACUUGCUCUCCGUCGCCUAUAAGAAUGUUGUGGGCGCCAGGAGGUCUGCGUGGAGGGUCAUCUCCAGCAUCGAGCAAAAGACAGAGGGAAAUGACAAGAAACUGCAGAUGGUGAAGGAAUACCGGAAGAAAGUGGAGUGUGAACUGCGGGAUAUCUGCAACGAUGUGUUGGAGCUGCUGAACAAAUAUUUAAUUGAGAAUUCCUCAAAUCCUGAGAGCAAAGUCUUCUACUUGAAGAUGAAGGGCGACUACUACAGAUACCUUGCUGAAGUUGCCUCAGGAGAUGAUAAAACAACAACCAUAGAAAAUUCUCAGGAUGCUUACCAGAAAGCAUUUGAAAUAAGCAAGACCGAGAUGCAGCCAACACACCCCAUACGCCUGGGUCUGGCCCUUAACUUCUCGGUCUUCUUCUACGAGAUCCUUAACUCUCCAGAAAAGGCCUGUUCCCUGGCUAAAGAGGCAUUUGAUGAGGCCAUUGCUGAGCUCGAUACCUUGAAUGAAGAGUCGUACAAAGACAGCACUCUGAUCAUGCAGCUACUGAGAGACAACCUUACAUUAUGGACAUCCGACAAUGCUCCAGAUGAGGGUGAAGGAGGAGAGGGGGGAGACAACUAGAACGUGCACUCCUUCAACAGACAAAGCAACCUUUUUACACAUCUCCAUUCCUAAUCACUCCCUGAAAGAAUUCCUCCAGUAAAGAACAAACCCAUAAUUAAUAAAGAGCUGUUUAUGAAAAAACAAAAAACAUUAGUAUUUUCACAGUGCACCUUUUGGGCAAGGAAAGAAAGAUAUAGGGGAGAAGCCCUGUUCCUUUGUUUGUCUUGGCCUCCCUUAAUGUGCAGUUUCUGCUGUAGAAAAGUAUAACUAGUCAUUUUAUAAAACAAUCUUAAAGUAUAGUUAAUGGAGAAUGAGUGAAUGAAUACAUAAAAUAAGGACAUGACAGAUAAGUCUGAGACUAAAAAUAAUUACAGGGAAAUUAAAAACAUUUAGAGUACCAUUGUCUUAAACACCUACUGUAUCUCAUACUUUACAAAUCUGUUACCUGUUUAACCUCAGCUCUACCCAGGGUCGUGCACUUCCCCUGAAAAAAAAAAAAUCACAGUAUGUAAAUUGGAAAAAAUAAUUUUUUAAAAUCUGAAUUGUUGAAAUGGAGUGUGUUUAAAAUUACAUUGUAGGUUUUACUUUGAAAUAUUAAUAUCAGCAGUGGUAUGUAGUAUUUGGACAGUCCUCAGUUUAUAAACGGUCUAAUAAUAUAUUUACUGUUUUUCAUCUUUUUAAUGCAGUUGAUUUUUGCCUGUUUAGUGUUCUCUUUUCUUUUAUGGAAAUCAAAAUCAUCCACAGAAAUAAAAUAAAAAAUGUUAAAAUAAAAUUGUGGCAUAUUUAAUUUGGGUAAUGCUAUGUUACAAGUAAAACUGUUCAAUUAGCAGAGCCCCACUAGCAUGCAGACCAAUACAGACACAAUCUGUGGCACAGUUUGGUGAUAUGGUAUUGAAAUUUUGAUUGAUUUCACAUAUAUUUGACCCACUCCAAGUUAUUUCACUAACCAAGCAUAUUAUCAGUCAUAGAAAUGCAGGAAAGAGCAGCUUGACUUAGCAAAUGUUAUCAGUAAGUUUGUGUUGGUGCGAAAUAGCAUUGCCUGUGCAUGUCGUAAUUACAGAACUGGAAUCAGAAUCGAUGCCAUAUUGCCAGAUUAAGGUUCUGUUUAGUACUUACAACGUAUUGUGCAGAGGUAUGUGAUUGUCCAGAGAGUGUCAUUAUAGAUUGGACCACUAUUAUGUGUUUUUGUUUUUCCUUUUUGUCACACAUUUGCGUUUGUGAUUUUUGUUUUCUCCCUUUUUAAAAAAUUUUAGUUUCACAAAAGCCUUGUGAAAAUAUUUUAUGCCCUAUGUAUGUUAUGUAACAUGCUUAAAAAUAAAAUUUUAUAAA